UGCUAUCGUCGCCUAUCAACGACUGUUUGCUAGGUAGCCACCAGAAAGGGAAAGUAGGUGUAAUGGAUAGUUACGGAUGCUAACGUUAGCGAAAAACUGUUAAUUGUCAAGUAUUCGCCCCUUAAAUAGAAUAACCAUGUUCGGCCGCUCACGGAGCUGGGUUGGAGGGCAGGGGAGAACGAAAAAUAUCCACUCCUUGGAUCAUCUAAAGUAUAUGUACCAUGUCCUUACCAAAAACACAACAGUGACAGACCAUAACCGAAACCUAUUGGUGGAGACCAUCCGUUCCAUCACAGAGAUACUUAUCUGGGGAGACCAGAAUGACAGCUCUGUAUUUGACUUCUUUCUGGAAAAGAACAUGUUUGCCUUCUUCCUAAACAUCCUCCGGCAGAAAUCAGGACGUUAUGUUUGUGUCCAGCUCCUCCAGACUCUAAAUAUUCUGUUCGAGAACAUCAGCCAUGAAACAUCUUUAUAUUAUCUCUUGUCCAACAACCAUGUGAACUCCAUCAUUGUCCACAAGUUUGACUUCUCGGAUGAGGAAAUCAUGGCCUACUAUAUUUCAUUCCUCAAGACCCUUUCUCUAAAACUGAACAACCACACUGUGCAUUUCUUCUACAAUGAGCACACUAACGAUUUUGCCCUGUACACCGAGGCCAUUAAGUUCUUCAACCACCCUGAGAGCAUGGUCCGCAUCGCAGUCCGAACCAUUACGCUCAACGUCUACAAAGUUUCAUUGGACAACCAGCACAUGCUGCACUACAUUCGUGAUAAGACGGCGGUGCCAUAUUUCAGUAACCUGGUGUGGUUCAUCGGCAGCCACGUCAUCGAACUGGACAAGUGCGUGCAGACGGACGAAGAGCAUAAAAACAGGGGGAAGCUGAGUGACCUGGUAGCAGAACACCUCGACCACCUGCACUACCUGAACGACAUCCUCAUCAUCAACUGCGAAUUUCUCAGCGACGUGUUGACAGACCAUCUCCUCAAUCGUCUGUUUUUGCCGCUCUACGUGUACUCUUUAGUCAAUCCAGAGACAUCUGAGGAGAGAAAAAUCAACCCGCAGGUGUCUCUUUACCUGCUAUCUCAAGUGUUUCUCAUCAUCCACUAUCAGCCACUGGUCAACUCCCUUGCCGAUUUUAUUUUGAAUGGCGACCUGUCUGUCUUCACUCCACAGACAGACUUACACAGCGCACAUAAGAACACGGCAAGUGGAGGAGGAGUUCGUCGCUUCACAAAGCCCCCCGAGUCUCUGGAGCGCUCUCUGGAGCUGUCUCGCCACCGUGGCCGCAAGAAAACCCAGAAGAGGCCAAACUACAAGAAUCUGGGCGAGGAGGAGGAUGACGAAAGGGCUGGGGCAGGGGGAGGAAGUAGUGGACUUGGCGGAGAGGACAGCUGGGACGACAACAGCCGAGGAGGCGAGAGGGAGAAGGGAAAAGGUACAGAGGGAGUAGGAGGAGGAGGUGGGAGUUCUAAGGGAAGCAGAGCGAGUGGGGAGACGGCAGAAGAGAUUGAGAUGGUGGUGAUGGAGAAGUGUAAGGUGUCUGAGCUGACGGAGCAAAACAUCACAGACGAGGAGAAAAGUGCUGCUGCCACACGCAUGCACGCACAAAAGAGCAGACCGUUUUUAGACAUGGUCUACAGCGCCCUUGACUGUACCGGUGACGACUACCAUGCCCUGUUUGUCCUGUGCCUACUUUAUGCUGUGUCACACAGCAAAGGUAUCAACCGGGAUCUCCUCGAACGGCUGCAGCUUCCAGUUCCUGACCAGGAGAGGAGCUCUUACAGCCUGGUCCUGGUGGAGAGACUAAUCAGAGUGAUGAGCCAGGCGGCACAGCCAGAUGGUAAGGUGCGUCUUGCAACACUGGAGCUGAGUUGUCUUCUGUUGAAGCAGUCAGUGUUAUCAGGAAACCACUGCAUCAUCAAGGACGUUCAUCUGGCUUGUUUGGAGGGGGCAAGAGAAGAAAGCCUGCAUUUAUUGCGUGGAUAUUACAAGGGAGAGGAAAUCUUCCUGGACAUGUUUGAAGAUGAAUACAGGAGCAUGACGAGUAAACCUCUAAAUGUCGAGUAUCUAAUGAUGGAUGCCUCAGUGUUGUUGCCACCUACGGGCACGCCUUUGACUGGCAUCGACUUUGUCAAGAGACUGCCCUGUGGGGAUGUAGAGAAGACACGCAGAGCGAUCCGUGUCUUUUUUAUGUUGCGGUCGCUAUCGCUGCAGCUUCAGGGAGAACCUGAGACGCAGCUUCCUCUGACCAGACCUGAAGACCUCAUCAAAACAGAUGACGUCUUAGACCUGAAUAAUAGUGACCUCAUAGCCUGUAUGGUGGUGAGUAAAGAUGGCGGCCAGGCCCAGCGGUUCCUCGCCGUUGACGUCUAUCAGAUGAGUCUCGUGGAGCCGGAAUCCAAGCGCCUAGGAUGGGGUGUGGUCAAGUUUGCUGGACUUUUACAAGACAUGCAGGUGUCUGGUGUUGAGGACGACAGCAGAGCAUUGAAUAUUGUCAUCCAUAAGCCCAGCACCAACCCACAUGCCAAACCCAUGCCCAUCCUGCAAGCCAACUUCAUCUUUGCUGACCACAUACGAUGCAUCAUCGCCAAACAGAGGUUGGCCAAAGGUCGCAUUCAGGCCCGGCGAAUGAAGAUGCAGAGGAUUGCCGCUCUGCUUGAUCUACCAGUGCAACCGAGCGCAACAGAGGUUUUAGGCUUUGGCCAAACGGCCUCUGUUUCACCCAGUGGACUGCCCUUCAGGUUCUACGAGCAGUCGAGACGGGCCUCCAAUGACCCCACAGCCAGUAGAUCCAUGUUCGCUUCUGUGGACAAAGUACCAGGUUUUGCGGUGGCUCACUGUAUUUCACAGCAUAGUCCCUCGCCUCUCUCCUCACCCUCACCGCCAUCAAGUGGAAGUGGAAGCACGGGAAGGUGCGACUCGGUGACUGCAAGCACCAUAUCAGCUCAAAGCCCCACAGAUGAGGUGACAUUCUUGGAGCACAAUCCACCAUUGUCCUCAGGUGGAGAAGGAGACAGGGAGAGUGGAGAAGUAAAACUAGUCUCCGCUCCUUUAACCCCAGCCCCGACUCCUGCUCUGGCCCCAAGCCUCACUCCGGCCUCGCAGCCUACCAUCUCCCUCCUGACGGACAACAAUGCCGACAACCUCAGCGUGGAUUCACUCACUCUGCUGCCCCCCGCAGAGUCGCCGCACCUCCACCCGUACGUUAGCCACACUCCAGCGACACAUUCCCUCCAAAAAAUUGAUGCAUCCAUCGCAGAGGUGGAGGAAGAAGAAAAAGAGGAGGGGCAGGAUAGAGAAAGAGGACAAACGAAGAAGGAUGAAGAGGGAUCGCUGCCAGAGGAGGAGGAGGAGUCGCCUUUGGAUGAGACAGAGACGGACGCAACGGUAAAAGAGGAGAACACUACAACUGAGCUGGUCACACCCACUGAUGAAGCACCAGACGGUGAGGACACGUGUUCAGAGAUGGCAGGAGUUCCUGGUGGAGAGUCAGAGACGACAGUCGACCACGUGGACAACAGAGAAGACGAAGAGCUGGACACCGAAACACUGGACUCGCCGGAGCUGGAUUAAAAGUUUCGCCCAUCUUCUCAUGUCCAUGCAAUUAAGCUCAUCGCUCACACACUCGGGGGAGGGGGGACAGUAAAUUGCAGUAGAUAAGCUGCCCUGCUUGGCUGCGGUACAUGUUCAUGUUCCAACCUGUGUUAGGUGGAGGGAUCUGCAGCGUUUGUGUUUGCACAUGAUCAGAGGCUCUGUCUGCACAGAGAGAACAGACACUGAAGAAAGGCUCAAAGCACAUUUGGGUUUUAAUGCACUUGAGUCUGUGUGUGUGUGUGUGUGUGUGUGUGUGUAUGUGAGUCUUUUUAGCAUUAACGUGUGCACUGACGCACACAACCAGCAAUGUUUUUUACUCAUUUGGAUUCAUUGAUUGUUACCUCACUCACUUAUCUUCUUCUUUUCACUUCUCACCGUUUCUGAUGGCACCACACUACUAAUAAUAGUAACACAUGCACCAACCCAUACACCACUCACGGUCUGCUGCACCAGACUUUUACUCUCCACGCGUCAUGCACAUCUGCACUGCUUCCAGGGCUGGGUGUGUGUACGUGAAUGAAAUUUAAAACAAUCUGGUUUUCUAACUGAUACAUAUUGUGGACUGUAUAUAAAUUCAGCUGCAACAACAUUAGUAUGAAUGGUA
Molecule: messenger RNA, 4196 nt
Organism: Cynoglossus semilaevis (tongue sole)
Lineage: Eukaryota; Metazoa; Chordata; Actinopteri; Pleuronectiformes; Cynoglossidae
Gene: clec16a
Product: C-type lectin domain containing 16A
Exons: 24
Coding region: 137-3571 (1144 amino acids)
Biological process (GO): vacuolar transport; regulation of autophagosome maturation; endosomal transport
Cellular component (GO): Golgi apparatus; late endosome
Source: RefSeq, a predicted model, not a curated record